ACACACGAUAAGCAGUAAUUCCGUAAUACAUAUACAUAGGGUGCAGAAAUCAAUAGUACGCGUCACAAUGUCUGCCGUGAGCCAUAGUUAUCGCGUAAUACGUAUUGCAUUUUUUGUAUGCUUUUACGAUGUUUAUGAUAUAUAAUUGAAGUUAUUAAUACGAUCAUUAGCAUUUUACGAACAAUCGUUUAAAUUUGAUAAUAUACGUAAAUGUAAAAGUUGAACUGUGAUUGGAAAAUCGACAUAUUUAUUGAGUGGUGCUGUUGAAGGGAAUUAUUAAACGAUGGAUAAUUCAGGAUUAGGAUAUUCGUAUCAUCUACCAUCAGCUGGUUGGAAUCUUAAGAUCAAAAAUACGUUAUCUCAAUUCAGUGAUCUAUUUAGCGAAUUUAAUAAAUACAUUGCGCCAGCGUAUCAUCAUGAUCGUUGCGAAAGAUCGGUGCAAAUGCGUUUAUAUUCUAUGCACAAAAGAGAAUUUGUCAUGGUAUUUGUUGGCUUCUUUGCUUGUUUUGGAUUGUCCGUCUUUAUUGGACUUGCUGGUCCACCGAUAACCACGACAAGCGAGCAAAAGGCACAUGUCAAUGGAAAUGAAACGGCUACUGGACCGUUUGUAAUGAAGACCCCAGCCUUAUCGCCAUAUAGCCAACAAUUAUGGGUUAUUGCUAAAUUAUCUACGUUAAAUAAUGAUGACGAAAGAUAUGAUAAAGGUUUUCAAGUAAGCGUAUCAAUAGAUGGCAUUGAUAUUGAUCAUAAACUUAAUCCUAUACUACCGUUGGAAACUGGACACAAUAGAACAAGACAUCUGAAAUGUGAGAGGCAAUCUUGCGAGGAGCUUGUCGUGGCUCAUCUUGGAUUUUUAGAUUACACUUACUAUAUGAUUACUGUCCGUUUUCAUGGACUUGAAAGCUUCCACCAACGAUAUACAAUACGAGAUCUCACAUUCUACUUUAAAAAUUACAAUCCUGCAUUCACACAAAUUGAGAUAUGGUUUCGACUGAUCUUCUUACUGACUACCUUUGGGGUGAUGUGUUGGUUUGGUCAUUCAUUGAGAAAAUAUCCAUUACAUGAUUGGUCAAUAGAGCAAAAGUGGAUUUCUAUUCUUCUUCCAUUAUUAAUUUUAUAUAAUAAUCCUUUAUUCCCUAUGAUAUUUUUAAUAAAUUCCUGGGUACCUGGAAUGAUAGAUGCGAUUCUACAAACAACUUUUUUAUGUGCUAUUCUCAUGUUCUGGCUUUGUGUUUAUCAUGGUCUUAGACAAAAUGAAAGGAGAUUAAUUACUUUUUAUUUACCAAAAAUGUUGGUUGUGGGUCUUCUAUGGGCAGCAGCUCUGACAUUGGCAACAUGGCUUCGUUGUACCGAAUUAGAGGAUCCAACAUACAAUUAUGUUCUUGAUACGUCAAAUUAUUACGGUUUUAAAGUAUUCUUCUUUACAGUAGGUGGUUUUUACAUUGCAUAUCUUCUUCUACUUAUAUUAAAGGCAUACAGUGAACUGAGAUCUAUGCCAUAUUUUGAUUUACGCUUAAGAUUUUUAACAUUACUUGCUGGAGUAGUUGCUGGUGUCUGCAGUUUAGUUACUUCUCGUCAAUUUGGUGCAGGAGUUCUUGAAGAUAGUUUCGCUUCGCGUCUUUCUACGUACUAUCGCACAUCAGCACAAUUUAUGGCUCUAUAUGGUCUUCUCAAUUUUUAUUUAUAUACAAUGGCAUAUGUUUAUGCUCCAGCACUACAACAAGUCUAUGGGCAACAUUCAUCCAUAAUGAAAGAUAAUCCUGCUUUUUCAAUGAUGAAUGAUUCGGAUGAAGAAGUUAUAUAUGGUUCAGAUGAAGACAAUAGACGGCUGUUAACGCGUUUACCAAAAAAUGUAGUGGACAGUGAUUGAAUAAUUUAGACCAAUAUUAUAAUUUUACAAUAUGGUUAUAUAAAAAUAAUUGAAUUAAAUGAAGAAAUGAAUUGUGUAUUGGCAGACAAUUUUUGUAAAUAUUACAAAAAUAUCGCCUUUUAGGUAUGGAGAAGACUGUACAUACGCCUUCUUGGAUUUUGGUAUUAAUCUAUUUAUUAUAACCUAAAAAAAGAUCACAAUAAUCUAUUCAUAUUAACCUGUUAUUAUUCUCAAUAAGUAUUAAUAAAAUAGAUAUGAAG
Messenger RNA from Vespula pensylvanica (western yellowjacket), 2130 nucleotides. RefSeq names its product transmembrane protein 181. NCBI's taxonomy places the organism in Eukaryota, Metazoa, Arthropoda, Insecta, Hymenoptera, Vespidae. The transcript is spliced from 14 exons. Gene Ontology annotation, molecular function: toxic substance binding. The record is from RefSeq and is a predicted model, not a curated record. Bases 284 to 1870 code for a protein of 528 amino acids.